Molecule: messenger RNA, 1125 nt
Organism: Cetraspora pellucida
Lineage: Eukaryota; Fungi; Glomeromycota; Glomeromycetes; Diversisporales; Gigasporaceae
Source: the annotation of a GenBank genome assembly
AUGUCGAUAGUAUCAUAUCUAUUUCAAUCAAUAUUUCAUCCAUCCGAAAUUAGUGCUCUUAUCCAAUUUAAAUUUUUCAAGCCUAAACCUAUACUUGAAAUUAAACCAGAAAACAAGAAUAAGAUACGUUGUUAUGAGUUUCUGGAUAAAACUUCUCGUUCUUUUGCUGCUGUAAUUAAAGAGCUGGAUGAUGAUGUGAGGGAUGCUAAAGAACCUCUACUAAGGUCAUUUCAUGAAACUAUUUUUCAAAAAGGAUGGACUUUUACGGAAAGUGGUCCCCUUGAAAAAGAUCGUCAAUUACUCGUAGAAUUUAAUGUUGUGAUUGAUGAAUUUUUGUCUCUUAGUAAGGAGUUUCGUGAUAUCAUCGCUGAUAUAGCUAAUAAGAUGGGAAAUGGUAUGGCUGACUAUGCAAAAGAUGCUGCACAUAAUUUAUAUGGGGUUAAGACCCUUAAAGAUUUUGACUUAUAUUGUUAUUAUGUUGCCGGUUUGGUUGGUGUUGGCCUUACCCAUUUAUUUGCUGAAAGUGGUUUGGAAAGUUCCGAUCUCAUAAACGAUACUGAUUUGUCAAUUCAGAUGGGUUUGUUUUUACAAAAAACGAACAUAAUUCGUGAUUAUUUGGAAGAUCUUCUUGAUGGACGUAAAUUUUGGCCAAAAGAAAUUUGGUCAAUUUAUGUUAAAGAUUUUUCUGAUCUUAAAGAACCUGGUUAUGAAACUAAGGCUCUUAACUGUCUUUCAUCCAUCAUUCUUAAUGCUCUUAAUCAUGCUCCUGAAAGCUUAACUUAUAUGAAUAAGCUUCAAAAUAAAACUAUUUUCAGUUUUUGUGCCAUCCCACAAGUAAUGGCAAUUGCAACUUUGGCAUUAAUGUUUAGAAAUUAUGAUACAUUCCAAAAAGUUGUUAAAAUUAGAAGAGGAGAAUCUAUUAAGAUUGAACAAUGGUGUACUGUCAAUCUACCAUCUACGAAAGUUUAUAAUAAACCUCUUAAAAAAGAUUGGUUUAGUCAAGAAAAUGAGUUAUUAUUAUUUAUUGGAUUUAGUUUAUUGGCAUUCACGGCUUAUCUAUUAUGUUUUUAUAAUUGGGAACAUUUUCGUUAUGAUGGAUUCGAAAUAUUAAAAGAUCAAAUUUAA